Lytechinus pictus (painted urchin) is the source of this 4672-nucleotide messenger RNA. RefSeq names its product splicing factor 1-like. The transcript has 8 exons. Bases 59 to 1612 code for a protein of 517 amino acids. Lineage: Eukaryota; Metazoa; Echinodermata; Echinoidea; Temnopleuroida; Toxopneustidae. Gene Ontology annotation, molecular function: zinc ion binding; nucleic acid binding. The record is from RefSeq and is a predicted model, not a curated record.
UCAAGAGAUCAUAAAACAAGGUAUUGAAACACCCGAGGGUCAGAAUGAUCUUAGAAGGAUGCAGUUGAGAGAGCUUGCCCGGCUGAAUGGUACACUCAGGGAUGAAGAUAUGCUCAGGUGCUCCAACUGUGGGUCCACAGAGCAUCGUACCUGGCAGUGUACAGAGAAGCAGAAUAUCACCAACAACAUCUUAUGCUCUCUCUGUGGCUCAGCCGGUCACAUAGCUGCCGAUUGUAGGGAGAAGGCCAUCGGAGACCGCCCCCUUGCCCAACCUAUCGUCAACUCAGCGGACAAGGCUAAAAUGGACUCGGAGUACCUCUCUCUCAUGGCUGAGCUUGGUGAAGGUCCUUUGCCAGGUGGAGGAGGAGGAGGAGGACCACCCCCACCACCAAAGGUCAGUAUGGGUGGGCCUCCUAGUGGUCCUAGACACCCCCCACCCCCUAUCUCAUCGGCUCCGCCCAAUCGCCCUAUGAUGAUGCCCCCAGGCGGUGGGCAGGGCAACAACCAGGAUCACCCUCCCCCUCUGAUGGGUCAGAACCUGAACUUACCUUGGAACAACCGCAGUCAGAACAAGCCAAUGUCCCUGCUUAACUCUGGCCCUGCACAGCGGCCUCCUCUGGGCCAGGGCCCCCCUCCUCCUCCUCUCCCCCAUCAAGGCCCUCCACCGCCCUCUAACAGCGGACCUCCACCCCAUCACAACCAGCCCCCGUUCAUGGGCCCACCACGCCCCCCUAUGAUGAAUAGACCCCCUCCCGUUGGUCCUCCCGGUGGCAUGCCUCCGAACAUGAUGCCGUCUCACAUGAGCCAAGGACCCCCCGGACCCCCUCCGUCUGGUGGAUUCAACCCAAUGAUGCCCCCUCCACCUCGAGGGAGAUCUCAGCUGCCCCCAUGGGCAUUCCAUGGUGGACCUCCAUCUUCUGGACCCCCUAAUUCAUCAGCACCAGCUCCAGCGCCGGUUCCUCCCCCAUCCCUUCUGGUUGCCCCGCCCCCACCCCCACCUAGCAGCGAGCCGCCUCCACAACCCCCCACUAGUGCUCCAUGGCAGAUUUCGUCAUCAAGCCAAGGGGUAGGGACAUCUCCCCCAUCUCAGCCUCCAUGGCAGUCCCAGGCCAUCCUACAGCAGGCCCUAGCCCUCUCGCAGCCUCAGCAGGCAGCGACAGCUACUGCUACGACAACUGAGACCACUACAUCCACAACCAAGCCAUCUCCUCCAGUACCAUGGCAACAGCUUGCUGCAGCUGCAGCUGCAGCCAAUGCUCCUCCAGUCAGUUCAGCUAGCAGCUCAUCACCAGCCCUACCGCCCUGGCUACAAGCCUACACAGCAGCUGCUGCAGCAGCGGCAGCUGCAGCUGGUGGAGGAGUUUCUACAAGUACGUCAGGCCAACCUACACCCCCGCAGUGGGCGCAAGCAAUGCCUCCGCCACCACCCCAACCCGUCCCCCCUCCCUCUAUGCCAGGAAUGCCCCCCAUGGGGGUGCCACCUCCCCACAUGCAGCCCCCGAUGCCCCCCUUGCCAUUCCAGCAGGGUGGUAUGUCUGAUGUUGCACCACCCCCUGCAGUACCCCCUCCUCACCUGAAUGCCCCUCCCCCACCCCCGCCUCCUUCAAGUUGAGCAUCGUCUCAACAUCAUCUGAGUAUUACACCAUUGUGUUUAAACUUUCCAAGGUGGUCUCCUUUACCAUCCAAGAGGUCAUUUGAAGAUUGACAUACUCAACCAUUUUAUUUUACAUGCAGUGUCCAUCUACCGCCUACAUUAUACUCUAUAGUGUCCUUGAAAAGCAUAGUUUGAUUGCGACUUUUUCAUACAAAUCUUGUUUUCUCCGUAGAAUUAUUUUUUAUAUUUGAUUUAUAGAAAUUACCUGCAUUUGUUCCAUUUUUUUCCCUUAUCGAUGUUGCCGUCAUGGGUUGUUGACUAUAUCAACAUACAUCCAUCCUUACAUACGCACAUACACCCUUACACAGUCACAUACACACAUGUAUAUAGCUUUUACAAAUACCUUCAAACAAAUGUAAAAUCAUUGAUUUGAUUCAAUUUUGCAUGCAAUUAAAUUUUCAAAAAUUGAAAUUUAAAUUGAUUAGUACCUGAGAGAAUACCACAUUGACAAAUCAGAGAAUACUAAAUAUAUUUGCCUUUCUAUUCUAUUUGUGUACUGCCAUCCUUUUAAUGAUGACUUCAUCAAAGGUAGAUAAUAUACUGAUUUUUAUUUAGAAUUAAAGGUAAAAGACUAGUUGCAGCAAACAAUUAUUUCAUGAGAAAGUUUUUUAAAUCAAGUUUAAUUGCCAAAAUAUUAUCAUACAUCUAGAUCUGGUACAUUUUCCCCCCUUAUCAAUGUAAACUUAUCUUUUUUUAAUUAUGAAAUAUCAGCUCAAAAUCGAUAAUUAUGAUGAUCACUAACACAGAAAACAUGUGGGACAGUGUUUUGAUAUUGCUUCGAAAAAUACCCAACAUUUUAUGGAAUUCUGUGCUUAAUUUGCUCAUUUUACAGCAAUUACGCAUUUUCUUCCAGAGCUAUUUGGCACAUAUAUUUUACAUACAAACACUAUGGUGGUAAUUUCAUUGGAUUCUGUUUGAACUCAUUUUGAGAUCAUUAACACACCCCCCCCCCCCUUUCAGGGGGAGUUUGGUAAAAUAAUUUGAUGCAUGGAACAUAGAGGAUAUGAGUACCCAUCACAUCACAUUCCAUCAUAAUUUUUUUUCUAUGUUUUGUGCAGUUUUAAUUGGGAAUUCAAUAUCAGGAUCCCAUUCAUAAAUAGUGCUAUGAAUGACAACUGUAGUGAAAUCCUUGUUUGUUUUUUUAUCGGGCAGAAAGCACUAUACUUUAUUGAUAUUUGGUAAAAUAAGCACAUGUACAUUAUUUGUUAUUUGCUUUGUAAUUGAUCAUGGAUAGAUGAUGCACUUACAUUUUAGCACUGAAUACCUCACUUCAAGAUUUUAUUUACAGAUUUUUUUUUGUAAUUUUGACUAUACUUCUAUAUUUUCUUCCUCUUUUAAAAGAAUAAAAGUGCAUUUAAUAUGGUAAUAGAUUUGUCAUCCUUGAUUUUACAAGAGCAGAUAUAUCAGGUUAUUUUCAUAUAUCUUUAAUUCAUUUGCUGAACAUAUGCUUUUUGUGAUUUCUCAUUUCUACCACAUGUCAGAGACAUAAUUGAAAUCUAUCUGAACUAGUUUAGAGGGGAAUGACUCCUCCCUUUCCUGCGUUGAUAAGCUUGUGGGUAACGUGAAAUACACAUUAAUUGUAAGAUAUGUGAUAGUGACAUGUAUGCAGCCUAGUUUUUCAUAAGUAAAAACAAGAUAACAACCAGCCCCUUCUCGUUAUCCUGUAUGCUGCUAAGUUUAUAUUCAUGAACAUUUAGCGUUCAAGGGAUCACCCACCUAGAAAUCAUUAUCAAUUGGAUAGUCAGCCCAAAGGGGUGAAAGUUUCAUCAAAGUUGGAGAUAAACUAUAAAAGAGUAUUGGAAUUUCAAUUUUUUCAUCAGUGUGAAACAAUUUAAUGCAUAAUUAUGCUAAUGAUGGAACCAGUGCUGUCAUGAGCCAACAUGUUUCCUUUUUAGUUUUUUUUUACAAAUUAUUAUAAUUAUCAUUAGAUUAUUAUUAUAAUGAUGAAUAUAAAGUUUUAAUUUGCAAAGGUGAGAAUGGAGAUGAUUUAUCUCCUUUGUAUCAAAUUUGAUAAGAUGAUUAUAUUACUCUUUUCAUGAAAACUAAAGCUUGCUUUAAAAAAAAGAAGAAAAAAGGUGGGCAUGUGACUUCAUAGUUUUGGAUACAACCUCAUUUACUGUUUUUUAGCAACUAUACAUCCAUCUAGCUCUGUGCACCUGAAUAGGAAGCCUAGCUUAGCCGGGGUAAUAAUAAUAGCAGGGCCCCGCUAGGAGAACAGUUUUCAGAACUGAAGUGGCUACCUUGGGUAAAUAUACCGUUACUAUAUUUAUCAAAAUGCUGUUAUAUUUUCAUGUGAUUGGAGAAAUUUAAACCGUUUUGCUUAUUUAAAAUAAAUACUUUUUUAUUCAGUCAAUUUGAUUUCAAGGUGUCUCUCAUGCAUAUGACUACUGCAAGGUUUAUUGAUCAUACAGUACAUCUUUAUCUUUCUAAUAAUAAAUAUAAUAAUACAUGAGAUUUAUAUAGUGCACUUUCCAUCUUGAUUACAUGCUCAAGGCGCUUCAGAGCAGAACAACAAAAACUAUUUACAUACAAUACAUGUCUGAACAAUAAGUCAAUGUCUAUCAAAAAGCACUCUUAUACUUGUAUGUUUUCAGGUUGCCCUUGGAGGUGGUCACUGAGGUCUGAAUGCAUCAUUCAAUUGGAAGAUUACAGGCCGUACGUUUCAUAAAGCUUGUUUUGAAUGGCGAGUCACUGGCUAUGGUUAAAAGCUACUGAAAUGAAGCAUGUUAUUGACUGACAGCUGAUCUAUCACAAAAUUUUUGUCAUUUGUUUUUCUCAACAGGUCUUAUGAAAUCGGACCAUAAUUUAUAUCAAAACAAAAAGAUAGCCGUAGUAUAUUACAGAUGCUUGUCAUUCAUUACAUAAAAAGGAGACUAGCAACUUGUAUGUCUUAGGUAGAUUGUGCGUGGGAAAUCACACUUUUUAGUAAGCUCUGUAAUUUCAUUGUACUCCCAUUGUAUAUGCCCAUGUGGAAAAGAUUUCAAAUUAAUUAAUAAAUGUACAUUUUCUGUAAAAAUA